UGGAGGCGAGGCCGGCGGAGCGCGCAGACGCAGCGCGGCGGGAGCAUUGCUGAGCGCAGGCGGCUGAGUGCGGUGCUCUCGGAGGCCAUGGGGCGCGUCGCCGGGGAGCGGUUCCCGUCGUUGUUGGGGUUGUGGCUGCUGCUGUGCAGCUGGGGGUGCCCUGGGAACGCCGAACUGCGGGCCCCACCGGAUAAGAUCGCCAUCAUCGGAGGAGGAAUCGGUGGCACUUCAGCAGCCUAUUACCUGCGGCAGAAAUUUGGGAAAGAUGUGAAGAUUGACGUGUUCGAGAGAGGAGAGGUGGGGGGCCGUCUGGCCACCCUGAAUGUGCAGGACCAAGAAUACGAGGCGGGGGGUUCUGUCAUCCAUCCUUUAAAUCUACACAUGAAGCGUUUCGUCAAAGACCUGGGUCUCUCUACUGUCCAGGUGUCUAGUGGCCUGGUGGGAGUGUACGAUGGAGAGGCUCUGGUUUUUGAGGAGAGCAGCUGGUUUAUUAUUAACAUGAUUAAACUCAUUUGGCGCUAUGGAUUUCAGUCCCUCCGAAUGCACAUGUGGGUGGAAGACUUACUGGACAAGUUCAUGAGGAUCUACCGCUACCAAUCUCAUGACUAUGCCUUCAGUAGUGUAGAAAAAUUACUGCAUGCCUUAGGAGGGGAUGACUUCGUUGGAUCGCUUAACCGAACCCUUCUCGAAACCUUGCAGAAAGCAGGCUUCUCUGAGAAGUUUCUCCAUGAGCUGGUUGCUCCUGUCAUGAGGACCAAUUACGGCCAAAACUUGGACAUCAACACCUUUGUGGGGGCGGUAUCAAUGGCUUGUACUGAUUCUGGCCUUUGGGCAGUAGAAGGCGGCAACAAACUCGUUUGCUCAGGGCUCCUCCGGGCUUCCAAAAGCAACCUUAUUUCUGGUUCAGUAAUGUCCAUAGAGGAGAAAACAAGAACAAAGCAGACAGGAAAUCCCACAAAGAUGUAUGAAGUGGUCUACCAAACUGGAUCUGAAACCCAUUCCGACUUCUAUGACAUCAUCUUGGUCGCUACUCCACUGAAUAGAAAUAUGGCCAAUAUAACUUUUCUCAACUUUGAUCCUCCAAUUGAAGAAUUCCAUCAAUACUAUCAACCGAUAGUGACAACUUUAGUUAAAGGGGAAUUGAAUUCAACUUUCUUUAGCUCUAGAGCCAAAGAUAAGUUUGGCCUUUCUACAGUUUUAACCAUGGAUAAUUUAGAUUUAUUCAUUAACAGUGUUGGGAUUACAUCCUCUGUAAGAAACAAGGAUGAUCCUCAACCAUCAACAGAUGGGACACAUGUUUGGAAGAUCUUUUCCCGAGAGACUCUUACUAAAGCACAGAUUUUAAAGCUCUUUUUGUCCUAUGAUUAUGCUGUGAAGAAGUCGUGGCUUGCGUGUCCUCAGUACAAGCCCCCGGAGAAGUGCCCCUCCAUCAUCCUCCAUGACAGACUUUAUUACCUCAAUGGCAUCGAGUGGGCAGCCAGUGCCAUGGAGAUGAGUGCCAUUGCAGCCCACAACGCCGCCCUCCUUGCCUAUCACCGCUGGAAUGGGCGCACAGACAUGAUCGACCAGGAUGGCCUCUACGAGAAACUGAAAACAGAGCUAUGAAGCAGUACUUUCUCCUUCCCAGUUCCAGUGCUUGUCGCUGGCAAGAGCGAGCAGUCUGAGCAGAGAUGAUGUGGAAUCAGAUAUUUUGCCAUUAACAAAAGUAAUCCCUGUGACUCCUGAGAAAAUUGAAGGUUUUAAUUAAGUUUGAAGAUAAAAUUAUUGCACUUCUGCCAUCUCCCAAUUUUUUUUUCUUUCACUCUUAGCAGUAUUUACUACAUUUGUCUGCUUGGAAGAAUCACCAGUAAUUUGUUAAACACACAGACGCUCAAGCUCCCUAGGCAUUCUGGUUCAGCACAUCUGGGAGUGGGGACCUGGAUUUUGAUCAAAACCAUGAAGAGUAUUUUAAGCUGAGCACUUGAAGAACUUAAAGACAUCUUGGGGACUCAUUCAUUGGGCUUCACAGUUGGAUGUGAUCUUCAGUCAGCUAAAACUGUUAAGAACUGGCAUCUUAAACCUGGCUUGUAGUAAUUUUUUGUGCCCAUGCCUAAAGCUGACUUUCAGAAAGCUGUCUGUCUUUUGAUUGUGAGCUGAAAUUCAGAAGUCUCAGUAACGUAACCUUAAGAUGUCAUAGAAUACUGAUAGACACAACCACAGGUUUUGAUUUACUGGAUUGAGGAUAGGCCCUGAGUGUUUUCAUGUUCCUAACAUAGCUGGGGUUGAGAGAAAGUACGUGGGGGUUAAAUGUCUAAAAAGGGGUUUUAGUGCCUUAUAAGUCCUAAGAAACUCAAUCCAUGAUCAAAGCAGAUUCAUUUCACAAGGAGUGACUUCCCUUCAGUAGGAGUAAUCUUGAUAGUAAGGAACCGAUCCAGAGGCGAUUUAAGUAACUACAGAAUAGUUGUCAUUAGAGCAGGAUAUUCAGAACAACAUCAGACUUGGCCAGAUGCAGGAUAUGGUCAAAGUUGAAAUGCCCCAAAUAAAUUAGAGUGUUCAGGGUGGGCAGUUGGUUGCUGAGAUCUAAAGGCAGUGGCCCUGACCUUGGGUGCCCAUUGGAAUCACUGAUAGGGCUUUCAAGUUUCCCAAAUGAUUCUAAUAUGCAAACUUGAGAACCACUUCUACAUAUACUGCACAAAGAUUAUGAGGGACUUUCACAGCCAAUGGCUGAAGAGAACAAGUAAAAGCUAGUGUGUUCUAAAAAUAACUGCAACCAAGUUCAUGCAUACUAUUAUUUUAAAAAGUCCUUUAUCAGGGUGUGGCAGUACCAAUGUUAACAAAAUAGUGUAAGAGAACAAUGGUUCUUAAUAAAAAUUUUCUUCCUUACUGCAGUUGUGAAUAUUAAUAUGCUGAUAAAACUGCCAAGAUUUAUUUGAUAGAGGUGGAGAUUAAACUCAUGGUUUGUCAAAAGAUCAGCUUUUUUCUAAUUUUAUUCUUAAAUAUAUUAAGAAGCAUUUCUAUUUUUUGCUUUUGUGGUUUUAAUGGGAACAAUUUGUAGAGCAUUUAAUACUGUAUUAUGUAUAUGAUACAAUAGUCCCCCUCUAUCCAAUGAGGACAGAAAUUGUAUAUAUAGUUUUCUCUAUAUAUACACACCUAAGAUAAUUAUAAUUAAUUAUAAUUAAGAUUAUUAAUUAUAAUUAAUUUAUAAUUUAGGCACACACAUAAGCAAAUAAGAAUAAUGUAAGUUAUUUAAAACUUAGGAUUUAUUUCCAGAUUUUUCCAUGUAAUCUCUUCUUAUGCUGUCAACUGCAGGUAACCGGAGAACAAAACCACAAAUAGAGGGGAACUACUGUCAGUAAUGGUAAAUACUAAUUAAAUAAUUUCUAUCAUUUGUAGACUUGUCUUAUAGUGGGAUAUAUUUUUACUUAUGAGAAUACCAACUUAGAAUGUUACUGGCAUUCUAUUAACCUACUCCGAUUAAAUGUUCCAAUAAGGUGUUUGAUGUUGCUGUCUCAAAACCAAAACAGGUGGUCAAUAUAUUAGGCAUAUUAGGUAGUAUUAUUGCAACUAUAGUAUUAAAAAGAAUACUUUUCUACUAAGAAAAAUACUAUUGAGCCUGCUAUGCUAGGCUUUUUAGGUAAAUUCACAUAACUGCAGUAUUAAGUUAAUUUUAUUGGAAGAAAAACUUAUUAGAGCUUGCUCCUCUGGACUGUACCUUAUAGGAUACUGGUAAAAUGAUGCGGAGGCUGAAAGCCAACUCGACUCCAGUUGUUUUCUGAGUAAGCAUCAGAGACAGCUGGAGGGCUUAUUGAAACAUUGCUGGGCCCAUCCCCAGAACUUGUUCAUUCAUUAGGUUACAAAAAUUUGCAUUUCUUUUAAGUUCCCAGGUGAUGCUAUAAUUCUACAAAUCACACUUGGAGAACCAGUUGUAGGAUUCAGCUCUAUCUAUCUAUAUGAUUGCAAAAAAACAAUCAGUAUCAGUGAAUAGUUAAAAGCACUCAAGAUGGAAGAAUAAAAUGUGUAUUGGAUUUCACACCAACUCUCCUUACUGUGACUUCUGAUGCCUCUGUUUUGUUGUAAACAUUUUCUGUCGACAGGAAAUAUUUCACAUUUAUACCCUUUCACUGUGUUCUGUGUAACCUACUGUACCCACUCACUUGUGUAUGCUUUAUUAGUUUUAAAGUGAUUUUGGAUUUGCAGGCUUUUUACCAAAUCACCGAAGUAUAGGCCUUAUUUGCUUGGCAGGUUUAAGAUUAGGCUUGUAAUAUAACCAUCUGUAUAUAUAUCAUUUGACCUUGUGGGCCAUGAAAUGAGACUCAUGAACUACUUGAAUAUAUUGUGGACUGCAUUCCCACUACCCUUCUUUACUCACGAAGAACCACAAUACACUGGAAUGUUUUUCUCUGGAAUCCUAUUUCUUCUCUUUUAUUCAACUCUCCUUUCCCCACUUAAUGAUUAUGUUCAAAAUAAAUGACAACAUUACUUCCUGUGUUUUACGUUUGUUUUACUAUCCUUGGAAUAUAGAGGUACAGGUUGAGCAUCCCUAAUCCAAAGUCUGAAAUGUUCCAAAAUGGAAAUUAGUCUAAUGCCAGAAGGGGAAUAUGCUACACCUAACCUGUAUCUGGUCACAGUCAAAAUGCAGGUGCACUAAAAUACUGUAUAGGAUUACCUUCAAGCUAUUGUGCAUAAGAAAUAAAAAAUGAAUUUUGCGUUA
Messenger RNA from Oryctolagus cuniculus (rabbit), 4690 nucleotides. RefSeq names its product prenylcysteine oxidase 1 (gene PCYOX1). The record is from RefSeq and is a predicted model, not a curated record. Gene Ontology annotation, molecular function: prenylcysteine oxidase activity. NCBI's taxonomy places the organism in Eukaryota, Metazoa, Chordata, Mammalia, Lagomorpha, Leporidae. Gene Ontology annotation, biological process: prenylcysteine catabolic process; prenylated protein catabolic process.